AUGCACGCCUCUAUGAGCCUCGUCCUCGCCGCCCUUGCUGGCUCUGCUUUUGCUCGCCCCAUGUUUGACAUGCCGCAGAAUGGCACGACCACCACUACCACCUCCGCUUCUAGCUCUUCUGCUAUCACCACAGUGAGCUCUUCCAGCACGAGCGGCCACCCCACCUCCUCCAGCUCGAGCAGCUCUCUGUCAACCAGCAGUUCUGGCUCUAGCUCCAGCUCCUCGGUGAUCAAGACUUCCACUUCCAGCUCCUCCGUUACCGAGACUUCCUCCUCUUCCACUCCCUAUCCUACCACCACCACGCAUCAUCACAAUGGUACCACAACCACCGCUCAGCCUACCACCUACACAACCACCGAGACUGUCACCAUCACUACCUUCGUGCCCACCUCUUCUCCUGUGGCCACUCAGCAUGGUACUACUUACUACACUACCUGGUUGUCGACUCACAUCUACACCACGACCUCGUGCUACCCAGUUCCUACCUACAAUCCCGUUCAACCCACGCCCGCUCCUCCCGUCAUCACCAGCAAGCCUGCUCCUCCCGCACCUGCGCCAUCGUGUCCUGCUGAGACUACGGUGACCGAGUACGUCUAUCCCAACAACGGCUGGGUCUACUAUCCUCCUGGCCAGUGCAACCACUGCCAGACUGUGACCUACACUGAUAUUACCGGUAUCAUCGUCACAAUUGCUAUCCCAGACCAGCCAGUCAAGCCCACUACUACGCCGUACAUCACUAGCACCACGACCUCCAGCGCUAUCAUCACCAGCACGACUAGCAAGCCCCACCACAAUACCACCAGCACUAGCGUGAGCUCCUCGGCCACUUCCACCAGCUCUUCUUCCUCCGUGACCAAGACCUCCACCAGCAGCAGCUCUACCCACGUGCCCACCUCUACUUCUUCCAGCUCCAGCCACACUGCUACCUCAACCUCUGCUUCCUCAAGCCCCAGCUCGAGCGCCAGCACCAGCACCGCUAGCUCCACCUCCACCGUGAGCCCAACCACCAGCUCCUCCAGCACUGUCCAUCCUUCCUCCACCACCAUCAUCAUCGACUCCACCACCACUCCCGUCGUCACUCCGACCCCCACCAUCAUCAUUGACCCAGUCACCACCCCAGUCGUCACUCCCGUGAGCACCGUCCUCUAA
Molecule: messenger RNA, 1149 nt
Organism: Cyphellophora europaea CBS 101466
Lineage: Eukaryota; Fungi; Ascomycota; Eurotiomycetes; Chaetothyriales; Cyphellophoraceae
Exons: 1
Coding region: 1-1149 (382 amino acids)
Source: RefSeq, a predicted model, not a curated record